CCGCCUUGGCCCAGCAAGUGUGGUCUCCAGCUCAAAAUCCCCAGCUGCAGAAGCAACCGGUUGCUGAACCUCAGCAGCAGAAGGAACCGGCCACCAUGCCCCAGCAAGCAUGGUAUCCAGCUCAAAAGCCCCAGCUGCAGAAGCAACCGGCCGCUGAACCUCAGCAGCAAAUUGAACCGACCGCCAUGCCCCAGCUACCUCAGCAAGUGUGGCAUCCAAUGCACAUUCCCCAGCAGCAACAGGAACUGGCCACCAUACCCCAGCAAGUGAGGUAUCCAGCUCAAAUGCCCCAGAAGCAUCUGGCCUCCAUGCCUCUACCACAGAAGCAACCGACCGCCAUGCCCCAGCAAGAGUGGAAUCCAGCUCAAAUGCCCCAGCAGCAGAAACAACUGGCCACCAUGCUGCAGAAGCAACCAGCCCCAAUGCUUCAACCGCAGAAGCAACAGGCCACCAUGCCCCCGCAAGUAUGGCAUCCAGCUCAAAUGCCUCGGCAGCAAAAGCAACCAGCUACUGAACCUCAGCAGCAAAUUGAACCGACCGCCAUUUCCCAGCCCCCUCAGCAAUUGUGGCAUCCAGAUCAAUUUCUCCAGGAGCAGAAGCAACCAUUCACUAUGCAUCUACCUCAGAAGGAACUUACCACCAAUCCACCAGAACUGUGGCAAUCCGCUCAAAUGCCCCAGCAGCAUACGCAACCGGCUGCCAUGCUUCAGCAAGUGUGGCAUCGGGCACAGAAGCAACCGGCCCCUAUGCCCCAGCAGCCUCAUGAUGUGUGGUAUCCAGCUAAAAUGGUCCAGAAGCAAGUCGCUGCGGUGACCGCCAUGCCGCAUACGCAUCAGCAAGUAUGGCAUCCAGCUGAAUUUCCCCAGCAGCAGAAGCAACCGGCCUCCACGCCUCUACCGCAGAAGCAAAUGACCGACGUGCCUCAGCAAGAGUGGCAACCAGCUCAAAUACCGCAGAAGCAACCGGCUGCUGAACCGCAGCAGAACGAACCGGCCACCAUACCCCAGCAAGUGGGGUAUCCAGCUCAAAUGUCCCAGCAGCGGAAGCAACACACUGCCAUGCCACAGCACCAACUGACCCCCAUGCCUCAGCAAUUAUGGCAUGUAGCACAAAUGCCCCAGAAGCAACUGGCCCCAAUGUCUCAGCAGAAUCACUACGAAAGCACUGAAGAUGGUGCCUCUAGUAGCACUCAGGCCAGCAUCGUUGAACAGUCGGAUGUCAUCCCAAUCUAUUCCUACAGUUCCAAAUCGCACUACGAGAAUGGCAGGACUGUAUUCUCCCUAACCCGCUACACUCCUAGGGAGGCUAUGCCUGUUGACAGUGGAAAUGCUCCCAAGGACAGUUUUGUUCGUACUGGUGCACCAAGCGUAUAUCCAUCACUAGUGAAGGAUUCUGCAAGGAAAAUGUAAUGGAUUCAUCCUCUAGAAGCUAAUGGAAGUGUCUGGUGCUCUUGCUACUCUAGCAUGAGGGAGUACAUGAACAGUUCUAAUUUCAAAAAUGCCUGGUGUCUUUGAAAUAAUGGUUCUCGUGUCCAUUGCUUGCUAAUUGAGAACAGGUGGUGUGCAGUCUGUAGUAAAAAUGACUGUUCAGUUAAUUCUUUGGUUUUCUAAUCUUUUACCUUUGCUACUUGUUGUUCAAAAUAAAAGCUUGGGUCUACA
This is a messenger RNA of Oncorhynchus nerka (sockeye salmon), 1658 nucleotides long. Its product is annotated as transcription factor SPT20 homolog. The coding region runs from base 96 to 1409 and encodes 437 amino acids. NCBI's taxonomy places the organism in Eukaryota, Metazoa, Chordata, Actinopteri, Salmoniformes, Salmonidae. The record is from RefSeq and is a predicted model, not a curated record. The transcript is spliced from 3 exons.